AUCUCAAGUCGAAUCAUUACGAAUUCACGGCUCGACGUUUAACAUACAAUUGGCGUUUCGACUAUCCGCUCGCGGCUUCCUAAAUAGAGAAAAGAGCCCCCAAAAAGGCUCAAAAUUUGAUUUAGUGAAGUAAAGCAGAGUGUUAAGUGCAAAGGAAACCCAUAAGGAAAGCCGUUAUAUUCAGUGUUUAAAUACAAAAGCAAUUUUACAAAAAGAAAAGAAAAAUCAACUUUGAACAUCAGUAUUGAUUAAUUUGAUUUUUAAUAUAUUUAAUAAAUUUCUAAAAUUAUUUGUGUUGUGUCUUUAAAAAUGUUGUUAUUUACGGUGCUUCUAUUGUGUGUCUCCUCUGUUUGGGGUGAACUUUCAUGGUGUGAUCCGGAAAUAUGUGGUGGCAACAAGGAUGUUCGUCAUAUAGCCUGUGAAAAUUAUGGUGCAUUUCAUCCACGUUGUAAGCCAGACUCCAAAGUUCUCGAUAUAAAUGCCUACAGUCAUGUCUUUGUCGAUGAACACAAUAAACGACGCAAUUUAAUAGCAUCAGGUCAAUUACCUGGCUACUAUCCAGCAACAAGAAUGGCCACAAUGGUCUGGGAUGAGGAACUGCAAUAUCUGGCCAGUUUAAAUGUUCGCACCUGCAUACUGGAGCAUGAUGAUUGCUAUCACACAUAUCGUUUCCAAAAUUGUGGUCAAAAUUUGUGUGCCGUUUCACGUCUUAAGCAGGCACCUUUAAAUAUCACAAGCAUUAUAACACAAACCUUGCAUUUGUGGUUUGACAAGGAACAUCAUUUGGUGGAUCGUUCAUAUGUGGAAGCCUUCCGAGUGUCUCCACAUUUUGAACACUAUGGUCAUUUCACCGAAAUCAUAGUUGAUCGCAAUUUCCGGGUGGGCUGUGCCAUUUUACAAUACACCAGACCCGAUUAUCUCCAUGUCUAUGUGUAUCAUGUGGUCUGCAAUUAUGCCUCUGUCUAUGCCUUGGGUGCUAAACUGUAUAAUGUGGGCGCUCCAGGCAGUGGUUGCAUAACUGGUGUCAAUCCUCGCUAUCCUUCGCUGUGUUCCGUUAAUGAAGUGUUCGAUCCGAAUUAUUGAGCAUAUCGUGAUUUCUAAUGUUAAUAUUAUGUUAUGUAAAUAUAAUAAUGUUAAUUUAAUUAGUUAA
Molecule: messenger RNA, 1150 nt
Organism: Stomoxys calcitrans (stable fly)
Lineage: Eukaryota; Metazoa; Arthropoda; Insecta; Diptera; Muscidae
Product: antigen 5 like allergen Cul n 1
Exons: 4
Coding region: 310-1083 (257 amino acids)
Source: RefSeq, a predicted model, not a curated record